AUGGAUGCACAGCAGGACAGACCCAAGUCCCAAGACUGCCUGGGCCUAGUGGCCCCCCUAGCAUCUGCUGCAGAGGUCCCCUCUACAGCUCCCGUGUCUGGGAAGAAGCACAGACCACCAGGACCCCUGUUCUCCUCCUCAGAUACCCUUCCUGCCACCUCUUCCCACUCCCGGGACUCAGCCCAGGUCACCUCGAUGAUUCCUGCCCCCUUCACAGCUGCAAGCAGGGAUGCCGGCAUGAGAAGAACAAGGUCGGCUCCUGCAGCUGCCGCAGCAGCCCCUCCCCCCUCCACAUUGAACCCCACGUCGGGGUCACUACUCAAUGCAGUGGAUGGAGGCCCCUCACAUUUCUUGGCCUCAGCCACAGCUGCAGCACGUGCCCAGAGGUCAGAAGUGAGAUAUAACCAGAGAUCCCAGACCUCCCGGACCAGAUCCUGCCUCAAACGAAAUGCCAGCUCCAGCUCCCACAGCUCUACGGAAGGCCUCCCGGAACUAAAGCGGAGGAGGGGGCCAGCCUCAUCCCACUGCCAGCUGGCCCACAGUUCCUCAAAGACAGUGAGUGAGGACGGAGCUCAGGCUGUCUCUACGGGUCACCGCUGUGAAAAGAAGGCAGAUACAGCACCAGGGCAGACACUCGCCCCCAGGGGUGGCUCCCCCAGAUCCCAGGCCUCUAGGCCCCACAUCAACAGUGCACUGCACGUUGAGGACAAGGCCAUCUCGGACUGCAGACCCUCACGGCCUUCCCACACUUUGUCCUCACUUGCAACGGGGGCUUCGGGUGGGCCUCCCGUUUCUAAAGCACCCACUAUGGAUGCACAGCAGGACAGACCCAAGUCCCAAGACUGCCUGGGCCUAGUGGCCCCCCUAGCAUCUGCUGCAGAGGUCUCCUCUACAGCUCCCGUGUCUGGGAAGAAGCACAGACCACCAGGACCCCUGUUCUCCUCCUCAGAUCCCCUUCCUGCCACCUCUUCCCACUCCCGGGACUCAGCCCAGGUCACCUCGCUGAUUCCUGCCCCCUUCACAGCUGCAAGCAGGGAUGCCAGCAUGAGAAGAACAAGGCCUGGCACCUCCGCUCCUGCAGCUGCAGCAGCAGCCCCUCCCCCCUCCACAUUGAACCCCACGUCGGGGUCACUACUCAAUGCAGUGAAUGGAGGCCCCUCACAUUUCUUGGCCUCAGCCACAGCUGCAGCACGUGCCCAGAGGUCAGAAGUGAGAUAUAACCAGAGAUCCCAGACCUCCCGGACCAGAUCCUGCCUCCAAGGAAAUGCCAGCUCCAGCUCCCACAGUUCUACGGAAGGCCUCCCGGAACUAAAGCGGAGGAGGGGGCCAGCCUCAUGCCACUGCCAGCUGGCCCUCAGUUCCUCAAACACAGUGAGUGAGGACGGACCUCAGGCUGUCUCUUCGGGUCACACCCGCUGUCAAAAGGCAGAUACAGCACCAGGGCAGACACUCGCCCCCAGGGGUGGCUCCCCCAGAUCCCAGGCCUCUAGGCCCCACAUCAACAGUGCACUGCACGUUGAGGGCAAGGCCAUCUCGGACUGCAGACCCUCACGGCCUUCCCACACUUUGUCCUCACUUGCAACGGGGGCUUCGCGUGGGCCUCCCCUUUCUAAAGCACCCACUAUGGAUGCACAGCAGGACAGACCCAAGUCCCAAGACUGCCUAGGCCUAGUGGCCCCCCUAGCAUCUGCUGCAGAGGUCUCCUCUACAGCUCCCGUGUCUGGGAAGAAGCACAGACCACCAGGACCCCUGUUCUCCUCCUCAGAUCCCCUUCCUGCCACCUCUUCCCACUCCGGGGACUCAGCCCAGGACACCUCGCUGAUUCCUGCCCCCCUCACACCUGCAAGCAGGGAUGCCGGCGUGAGAAGAAUGUUUUGUGUUCGAAAUUGUUUGAGGGGUUUGGGUUUAUUUUUGUUGGUUUUUUCUUUUUUGUUUUUGCUUACAUGGGCAUCCUUCAGCUUUUAAUAAUCUGAAAAGCUCUA
Messenger RNA from Homo sapiens (human), 1982 nucleotides. RefSeq names its product putative POM121-like protein 1-like. Bases 1 to 1965 code for a protein of 654 amino acids. Lineage: Eukaryota; Metazoa; Chordata; Mammalia; Primates; Hominidae. The transcript has a single exon. The record is from RefSeq and is a predicted model, not a curated record.